This is a messenger RNA of Solenopsis invicta (red fire ant), 2579 nucleotides long. RefSeq names its product long-chain-fatty-acid--CoA ligase 1. The record is from RefSeq and is a predicted model, not a curated record. Gene Ontology annotation, molecular function: long-chain fatty acid-CoA ligase activity. The transcript has 9 exons. NCBI's taxonomy places the organism in Eukaryota, Metazoa, Arthropoda, Insecta, Hymenoptera, Formicidae. The coding region runs from base 264 to 2309 and encodes 681 amino acids. Gene Ontology annotation, biological process: long-chain fatty acid metabolic process. Gene Ontology annotation, cellular component: membrane; endoplasmic reticulum.
AAAGGCAGUGUCAUGCCGUGGCCCUGACCUAAGUCUCUCUUCCGGCCAUCCAAGCCGACCACCCUGGUGCCGUCAUCCCUCUUCGCUCUUCGGUUCCUCGAAAUCCGGUCGUCGUCGUCGUCGUCGUCGUCGUCGUCGUCGUCGCCGCCGUCGCUGCCGCGCUCGACAGGACACGCUCGGCGGCCUGCGGAGGAUUCCGCCGCGUCGUCUCCUUCGCGCGGAAAAUCGCUACGAGUGUCUGGUUCCGCCUCUCGCCCUACGCCAUGUUACAGUCGCAAUUCGAGGACUACCUGCCGUAUCUUGGUGGUGCGGCCGGCGCGCUCUUCGUCACCGGGGUGGCUUACUGGGCUUCCAGACCGACGGCCGAGAAGCCGCUCUUUCCGCUCGACGCUCAGGCACUGCUGCUACCGGGUAACGAACACAUUCGGGUGUCCAAGUUCUACAAAGAGGGUAAGGAGGGCAAGUUCGUCACCUUCCUUUACGAGGAUACGCGCACCCUGUACGAAGGCUUUCGCCGCGGCGCCAAGGAGUCCAAUAAUGGUCCCUGCCUCGGGUGGAGAGACGGGCCCAACAAACCAUACCAAUGGCUUCAUUACAACGAGACGCUGCUCAGGGCGAAGAAUUUCGGUUCCGGCCUAGUGUCCCUGGGGCUGGCCCCUGGUCAACAAACCUUAGUAGGCCUGUACAGUCAGAACUGUCCCGAAUGGAUUCUCACCGAGCAGGCAUGCUACUCGUACUCGCUCGUGGUGGUGCCAUUGUACGACACCCUGGGCCCGGACGCCUGCGCGUACAUCAUAAAUCAGGCUGACAUUAAUCUGGUGGUGUGCGAAGAUGACCAAAAGUGCAAUUUGCUUCUCGACAAAGCGCCGAGAUGUUUACGGAAGCUGGUGGUGGUGAAGGAGACGCGACCGGCGACGAAUCAGCGGGCGAAGAACCGCGGCGUCGACGUGUUCAAGUUCGACGACAUCGAGCGGCUCGGCGCGCAGAGGAACCAUCCGGAGCUGCCGCCGAAGCCGUCCGACCUCUGCACGAUAUGCUACACCUCCGGCACCACCGGCAACCCGAAGGGCGUGAUGCUGACGCACCAGAACGUCAUGGCGUCCAAUUGCGCGGUGGUAAUGCAGCUGGGCGACCACGGGAUCACGGCCAAGGACACGAUGAUUAGCUUCCUCCCGUUGGCGCACAUGCUGGAGCGUUGCUGCGAGAACACCAUGUACAUGAUGGGCGGCUCGGUUGGCUUCUACAGCGGUGACAUCAAGAAGCUGCCCGAGGACAUGAAAGCCCUCCGGCCUACCGUCAUGCCGGCCGUGCCUAGGCUGCUGAAUCGUAUAUAUGACAAGGUACAAGCGGAAUUGCAAAACUCGUUCCUGAAGAAGAUGAUCUUCAACAUGGGCAUGCGGGCGAAGGAGACAGAGAUCAAAAAGAGCAUCGUCAGAAUGAACAGCGUAUGGGACAAGAUCGUAUUCAAGAAGAUCCAGGAGUCGAUGGGUGGCAAGCUGAGACUGAUGCUCGUGGGUUCCGCGCCGUUGGCGGGGAACGUUCUCACAUUCACCAGGUGCGCCCUUGGCUGCGUCGUGGUUGAGGGCUACGGCCAGACGGAGUGCACCGCACCAAUAACGCUGACGAUCCAGGGUGACCACGUACCGGAACAUGUGGGACCACCGGUGGCCUGCUGUUGCGUCAAGCUCGUCGAUGUUCCGGAGAUGGAGUACUACGCGACGAACAACCAGGGUGAGGUGUGCGUCAAGGGUACUAAUGUCUUCAUGGGAUACUACAAGGAUCCGGAAAAAACUGCCGAGGUCAUCGACGAACAGGGAUGGCAUCACACAGGAGACAUCGGCAUGUGGCAGCCUAAUGGAACGUUAAAGAUAAUCGACCGGAAAAAGCAUAUUUUCAAAUUGUCGCAAGGGGAGUACAUCGUCCCGGAGAAGAUCGAAAAUAUUUACACACGCAGCCAGUAUGUUCAACAAGUAUUCGUCCAUGGAGAAUCAUUAAAAUCUUGUAUUAUAGCAAUAGUAGUACCAGACGUAGACGUAAUCAAGUGCUGGGCGGUAGAGAAUGGCAUACCCGGUACAUUAAGCGUUCUCUGCGCCAAUCCAGAAGUCAAAAAAUUAAUCUUGGACGAUAUGUUAGCGUGGGGAAAAGAAGCCGGUCUGAAAUCCUUUGAACAGGUGAAAGAUCUUUAUCUCCAUCCAGACCCGUUCUCCGUACAAAAUGGGCUUUUAACACCAACGCUAAAAUCGAAACGGCCUCAACUGAAAGCGUACUUCAAACCACAGAUAGAGGAUCUCUAUCAACAAUUGGACUGACCAGACUGAGCGAUCGUGCUACCGCUUGUCCGCACCAGCACUGAACGUAAAGGGAAACGUUCGAUGGUAGAGAUGGAAGCAAAGCGCCUUUCCUCGCCGCCGUUCUCACACCGAAGUCACUAUUGUCAUUGAAUAUCCGUUAAUCCUCGAUACUUUUAUUAUAUUAUCAUUUUCACAGGUACAUUAGAGAACGCGCAGACGGAAAAAAGCACCGUUUAGGCUAAUUAAGGUAAAUGAUAACAUAACAAGUAAUAAAAGGAGUUAUUAUUA